AAUGGAAAGAUAAUGACUUGUCUAAUAUGAUCUGAAAAUAAGUUUGUGAGGUUAGAAAAUCAACUGUUAAAAAUGGCGGGUGUAGAAUAUCAGCUGAUCUUCUCAGCUCUCUGCUUGAUAUCCCAGUUAUCUGGUGAAAUCAGGACGGGAAAAGACUCCCCUCUCUCUCUCCGGGUUCUACAGGAUACAGGGAACGAAACUAGUCAAAAGAAGGUUAUCAGGCUUACAGAAGGGCACAUGUUGAAUCUAACCUGUAUUGCCGAGGGAGGCCGGAAUGUUGGUUUGGUUUGGUAUGUUCCAAGCUCUAUAGCCAUGUCUCAACACAGGUUGAAAGAGAGAGUGAAAGAGGAGAACAAGAAAAAUCUAGUAAUCUCUCCAAUAUCUGAGGUUGACUCAGGGAACUAUAAGUGUGAGGCUAUUGGAACCCAAGGGGAGCAUGUCUGGGAGAGUGUACGUGUAUAUGUGGAACCUGAUUGGGGAGAUUGUAAACCUGGAUUCUACAAUUGUAACAAUACUAACAAUUAUUGCAUACCUAAAAGAUAUCGAUGUGAUGGAAGAGCAGACUGUCCUAACGGUGACGAUGAGUCUGAGUUCCCUUGUGGAAUAGAUCCUUGUAAAGGGAAGAUUUCCUGCCCUGAACUAGAUUUCAGGUGUAUUGAUCCUAGUGAGUACUGCUGUGAUCCUGAAACUGAUUAUGAUUGCAAGGUGCUGUACAGUUGUUGUAAGGCUGUACUUGAUUAUAACAGCAGAACUAAGCAUAAGCAGCCGGAGCUGCAAGAUCAUAUUUCAGGAUAUGAUAAGAUUUUUUACACAGCUAUAGGUUGUUGUCUGGUAUUUUUAGCUGUUAUCUGUUUUGUCUAUGGCUGGUUGAGAUAUCAUAAUAGUAGAGCGGGAAGACAAAAUCAGAGACAACGACAACCUCUAACCCUUCACGACCUAGAUUUGAUGUACGGUGGUCCAGAGCAGUACAACGGUACUGAUCGGAACCUUAGUAUUACGUUUAAUAUUAAUCAUGGUGUACAGAUUAUGCGUCCUCCACCAUACAGCAAUAGGAGUGGAACCCCUGGGCCCCCUCCCCCCUACAUGUCCCAGGAGAACGUGCAGGACCCCCUCCUGGAGGAGUCCAACAACAACGGAGAUAUCAACGGCAACAGCAACCUCAUGGACAACAACAAUCCCAACAGAAAUAUUCCAGACAACACCAGAAAUCGAAAUUUGCCGGAAGCUGACCAGCUCGUAGAAGCAGCUCCCUCCCUCCCGGACCCAACCCUCGUCGUUCCGCCUUCGUACGCUACUAGUACUACUACUUCCCCUACCUAUACUCAGGAGGAAGCCGCCGCCUACCCGCCGCCUCCUUACCCGGGACUAGACCGGACUAGAUACUCAGAUACAUCCACGGAAACAGAAACAGAAUAGAAUAAUUUCGAUGUUUUUUUUCUGUCACUUUUUUUUAUUGGAUGAUGGGUUGUCUGCUAAUUAUAAUAAUAUUAAGUUUUCUCUUGCUGAAUAUUAUGUACAUAUUGCACAAACAUUAGAAUUUACAUGUACGUAUUGUACUUACAAUUUACAUAUUGUUAGACAUCACUGUCUACAUUGUAUAAAGAUUAUAACAGCCAAAAAUUACGAUUUGAUUCAUAUUUAUUUCUUGAUGAAUUAGAAUACAAAGGAAUAACAAUUUAGUCGUAGUAUUGCUUGCUGUCACACAAAAUAUAAAAUUUAAUAAUCUAAAUUUAAAAACGGAAGAAGAAAAAACUUUGGUCGUAUAUAAACUUUGUGAUUAGUUUACAUUGAGAUUUAAUGUGCCAAAUAUGAGAACCGGUAAAUGUCUAGUUGAAAGUUCAUUAAACAUAAAUUUUAAAUAAGUCAAAAACCUUAAAAGAAAUUUAACUAAAAAUAUAUAUUUUUGGUGAUCUAGUAUAUUUCAAUCAAAUUUCACUCGAUGAGUCCCUUUCUAGCCUUCUCUAGUUUAGACUUAUAUCCUUAAAAUAUGAAGUUCAAGAAGUAGAUCUAUAUUAAUUAAUAUAUUAAUUAAUGUCAAUUAAUCGAAGUUAUAAAAUUUUGUUGUUUUCUGCCCAUUUUCUGAAAGUUAACUUCCAAAUUUGUUUCUAUAUGAUAAAAAGAAAUUCUAGUUCUAUCAUAGAUAAAAAAAUAUAUGGGCAUUUGUGUUAUUUCAGAAAA
Molecule: messenger RNA, 2178 nt
Organism: Eurytemora carolleeae
Lineage: Eukaryota; Metazoa; Arthropoda; Copepoda; Calanoida; Temoridae
Exons: 13
Coding region: 73-1416 (447 amino acids)
Molecular function (GO): protein binding
Source: RefSeq, a predicted model, not a curated record